This is a messenger RNA of Cyclopterus lumpus (lumpfish), 4524 nucleotides long. RefSeq names its product MAX network transcriptional repressor a (gene mnta). The transcript is spliced from 6 exons. Gene Ontology annotation, biological process: regulation of transcription by RNA polymerase II. NCBI's taxonomy places the organism in Eukaryota, Metazoa, Chordata, Actinopteri, Perciformes, Cyclopteridae. The record is from RefSeq and is a predicted model, not a curated record. Gene Ontology annotation, molecular function: protein dimerization activity; RNA polymerase II cis-regulatory region sequence-specific DNA binding; DNA-binding transcription factor activity, RNA polymerase II-specific. Bases 352 to 2109 code for a protein of 585 amino acids.
GUUUCUACACAUGAAACGGACGUGACUCGGCUCACGACCGGAGCUCCGCAACGCGGUCCGUUGAUCCAGUCCCCACGAUGUCCGUGUUUUGUCGCGUCCGCGGAGGGAGGGCGUGUGGGUGGUUACAACCGCUGUGCGUGAUUCACAAACCCUAUUUGUUCCUACUACUUUGAGCGCCAUCUUGUUUGUAACUCUUCUACGUAAGUGGUAGAGUUCCUACCGAGGGGGUAUCCGAUUACCCUUUUUUUUUUCUCCAGCGUUAGUCUGGAAACCUCUCCCUGUAGGGCGCAUAUUGCAUUUGCUUUGUCGCCUAUUAAAACAAUACGCCGCCGUCUUUCUAACUGGACAGAAAUGAGCAUCGAAACGCUUUUGGAAGCAGCCAAGUUUUUGGAAUUGCAAGCCCAGCAACAACAGAAAGCACGUGAGGAUGAACUAAAGGAAAAGCAACGUCUGGAGCAGUUGGCAGAGCAGAGGCACUGUGAUGCGAACUAUAACUCAACGAUCCACAUCAACAAUGUUUCUAAAGCAGAGGAGUGCCGCCCGCUGCCCGUCCCCCCCUCUCUGCCUCCCUCCUCCAUGCCCAUCACUGUCAUCCCCAUCCCCGUGGUCACUCCCAACCUCAUAGGCUCCUCCGCUCUGCCUGUCGCCACGCUCUCCCCUCCAGCUGCCACCAUUCUGCCACGCGCUCCACAACCCAAACUUGACCACCCAACCUCUGUGCUGACCGCCAACCACAAGCAGCUGAUACAGAACCACCAUCAUCACCAACAGCUCAUCGUCCAAACUAACAAUACUAAACUCCAGCAGCAGACUCACCCGCAGCUGGUUCAACGCUACCCUGGCUCCAUCGUCUCGCCCCCCCAGCAGCUUGCCUUACUCCCUCAGCCGGGCCUGGUGGUCCAGCAGGCUCCUCUGCAGAACGGCCCCAUCAGCCGGGGGAGUCCUCCUGAUGACGGCCGCCAGCUAGACAAGAAGAGGCCUGGAGGGGCAGGCACAAGAGAAGUGCAUAACAAGCUUGAGAAAAACAGACGAGCACAUUUGAAGGAGUGCUUUGAGACGCUGAAGAAGAACAUCCCCAACAUAGACGAGAAGAAGACCUCCAAUCUGAGUGUGCUGAGAAGCGCGCUGAGAUACAUUCAGACAUUGAAGCGGAAAGAGAAGGAGUACGAGCAUGACAUGGAGCGACUGGCCAGAGAGAAGAUCGCCACACAGCAGCGAUUAGCAGAGCUGAAGAACGAGCUGAGCCAGUGGAUGGACGUGAUUGAAAUCGACCGUGUCCUCCGACAGACGGUACAGCCAGAGGAGGACCAGGCUUCUACCUCAACUGCCUCAGAAGGUGAAGACGUAAUGGAUGAUGACCUGGAGGAUGAGACUGCGCUGAGAGCACAGACUGCCUUACCCACCGUGCCUCAAACCAUGAAACCUGAGCUGCACAAGACUGCAAUACCUACUCAGACACCCACCACUACCUCCUUCAUCACGCAACACAUCUCCAUCCAGCACAAAGUCCCUCUGCAUCAGCCUCAGCUCCAGCCGUUGACGGUGUCCAAGCCUGCAGCCCCAUCGGCACUCACAACAUCCAGCACUCGCAUCACCUCCUGUCAGCCCCUGAUCCCCACCCACACACAGAUGGUGACCGCCUCCAGCCUACACCCCACAGUUAUUGCCCACGCUUCAGUGUCCCAUCCCUCAGUCAUCCAAGCAGUCAACCACGUCAUCCAGGGAGGGGGUCCCAAACACAUUGCCCACCUGGCUCCAUCCACCACCACCAGCAGUGUCCAGUUAGCCCCCAGCCACCAACCCAUCGGCCACAUCACCGUGCACCCGGUGGCUCACCUGAGUCAGCAUUUACCUGCCCUCUAUCCUCAACCGAUGGCUGUCACACAGUCAGCGGUAGUCGGUCACAUUACCCACACGCUGAACCAUGCUCACCCUCACAUGAACGGCACUGCGACUAGCCAACCAGCUGCCACCAUUGUUGGCAAACAGACAGCAGUGAGCACCCAAAUGGUGACCCACCACCCACAACUUGUGGGUCAGACAGUGCUCAACCCUGUGACAAUGGUGACCAUGCCUUCCUUCCCUAUCGGCACUCUGAAGCUGGCUUGAACACUGCCAAUAGGACCACCAGGCUGCGAGAUGGAGACGCCCCUCAAUAGGGGACAACUACAGGCCUCAGACCAGGCCACCGACGAGCCCAACGAGAGGGCCGGAGAGCUGCUGGACACCUGAUCCAGAGUUUCACUAGCAUCAAGAAGCAUUACAGCUGAUACAAUGCCAGGAACAUUCCUGCAACAAAAGUGUGUGUGUGUGUGUGUGUGUGUGUGUGUGUGUGUGUGUGUGUGUGUGUGUGUGUGUGUGUGUGUGUGUGUGUGUGUGUGUGUGUGUGUGUGUGUGUGUGUGUGUGUGUGUGUGUGUGUGUGUGUGUGUGUGUGUGUGUGUGUGUGUGUGUGUGUGUGUGUGUGUGUGUGUGUGUGUGUGUGUGUGUGUGUGUGUGUGUGUGUGUGUGUGUGUGUGUGUGUGUGUGUGUGUGUGUGUGUGUGUGUGUGUGUGUGUGUGUGUGUGUGUGUGUGUGUGUGUGUGUGUGUGUGUGUGUGUGUGUGUGUGUGUGUGUGUGUGUGUGUGUGUGUGUGUGUGUGUGUGUGUGUGUGUGUGUGUGUGGACCCUCACUUGUCACCAUUGUUGCAGAAAUUGGAGCAGUCUUCAUUUUCACAUGAGCUUUACGGAAACUGCUUCAUAGAGGGAAAACGUGUGGAGGUACUGGCUGGUAGUUAAACUCCCCGUUAUCACUGUGACUGCUGUGGAUUAACAGAUAGAUCAUGUAUUCGAGAGGGAGAAGCUACACUGGGUUUGAAGCCUGUGACAUGUAUGAUCAGAGUGUUAGACCCGCCAUAACCAGCACGUUGGGAAUGUGAUUUCGAGGAGCUCCUCCUCUCCAGCAGAGACACAUGCUGCAGGGCUGGAGCCAAAUCACGGACUGGACCAGAUCCUGAACAGAAGCUGCAGUCCUCAGUUAUGGUGCAUACAGCAAUAGCACGCCCUGCUGGCUGAUUGUGUUUUAAUACUACUAUCCUGUGACAAUGGAACAAAGAAAAAAAAAAAACCUUACAGUUGAGUAUAAUGCCGAUGGAUAUCAUUCACAGCCACUUAAAUUAAAAUAUUAUGCAGUUUUGUCAGGGUUGGGGUUUUAGUGUUGGACACUCAAAUUAUUACUUAUCUUUUAGUAUUUGUCCUUCAAACUUACUGGCGGCUGUUCACGGAGUACAAGUUUAAGGAUAAAGUUAUGUUUUUGUCACAGCUGCUAUUGAAAAAAAAAUAUAUAUAUAUUUUUGCCAAAUGGAAUCAUUUUUAGAUGCCCCCUAAAUGCAAACACAACAACACAGUAGUGUGUUUAAAUACUAAACGUGUGAGAUACAACCUCCGAUGCUCCACGGUGAGGGCGUUGAGUGUUCAGAGGUUUUGAAUGUGAAUACAUAAAGGUCCAUAAAAUGUAGUUAAGUGUGUUUCUUUGCUGUCUUGCAAGGCAAACGGUAGUAGGAUGUGUUUGCAUGCUGUGAAAGCAUGCCAUGACUGUUGAUUAUUCAUCUUGGAAGCAAGGAGCCAUCGGGUUGUUCUGCUUUGCAGACUUUGACAAGUUGCAGUAGGAAUGUUACAUAUUUUCUUUGCUCAGAGUCGAAGCUCUGUCAUUCAUAGCGUGUUUGGAUCGGUAUAAAGUGAUCUCAACGGCUGGCAUAAAUCCAAUCAAUGUGUGUUUUUUAAGAUGAUCCUAUUCCAAAGCUAGCACUGUGAACAUUUCUAUAGUCUCAAUGAGCAGCAGCUUAGCGUAGCACUUGCUAGAACAGCAACAUGCUGUGUUCUCGUUUCAUCUGAAUGUACUGAUCUAUGAAAGGAUGCGGAGUCGUGCACUCAUCAGAAGUUAACCCCCCUUUUUAAAAAAAAAGAAAAUGCGAUUACUUUAUUAAAGUAUCUAUUGUAAGUAAAAUGUAACAUUUAAAACUGAUUUUGUAUUUUUAAAAUUACUGUUGCUUGUUUCAUCUGAAUAAUAGCUUUUUAUGUUCAGACUAAUUAUUGGUAUUUGAUAAUAGUUUGUUUUUUUCAACUGGGACCAUGUACAGUGCUGUAUAUCAGGUGGUGCGACUACACAGACCUCUUCCCACCUUGAUAUUACAUUCGGCCACUGUAGAAAGUAUUCUCCCCGUAAUUGUUUUUUAUUUUUUGUUCUGAUGCAAUAUGAUUAAAGCAGGGACUCUUGGGUUUGACUAAUUGCAGAGAUACAGAGAUAAAGUAAUGCUUUUUUCACCCUCAUAUUUUAUGCAAAUAAUAUUGAACAAAUCAUAAUGAAAUCAUAUUGUAGCAAAACAAAAUGUGUACAAAUGAACAGGGAUUCAGAUACUUGAAGAAGCAACAAUAUACUUGUGUUUUCCCUAUGGAGAAAGUUUAAGUUGUGUGUGUGUGUGUAUAUAGCCUGUAAAUGUUGGGCUGCAUUUAGAUCUAACUGUAUGAUGUAAAAAGCUGGGAAAAAUA